Amphiprion ocellaris (clown anemonefish) is the source of this 3805-nucleotide messenger RNA. RefSeq names its product transcription elongation regulator 1 like (gene tcerg1l). NCBI's taxonomy places the organism in Eukaryota, Metazoa, Chordata, Actinopteri, Pomacentridae. Gene Ontology annotation, cellular component: nucleus. Gene Ontology annotation, molecular function: RNA polymerase binding; transcription coregulator activity. Bases 749 to 2494 code for a protein of 581 amino acids. The record is from RefSeq and is a predicted model, not a curated record. The transcript has 16 exons.
AUCUCACAGCAGCUCCAUUUACCGGAGCUUUAAUCGGUUUGUACCGGACAGGACGGGGAGGAGGGGGGAGGUUCCGUGACGACGCUCAACUGCACGCGGUCUCCGGUAUUUUUCUACCAACAGGCGUCGCAUCGCCGUGACUCUCUGUCCGUUAGAACCGGGACUCUCUGUUAGAACCGGGACUGUCUCUCCGUUAGAACCGGGACUCUCUCUCCGUUAGAACCGGGACUCUCUGUUAGAACCGGGACUGUCUCUCCGUUAGAACCGAGAUUCUCUCUCUCCGUUAGAACCGGGACUGUCUCUCUCUGUUAGAACGGGGACUGUCUCUCCGUUAGAACCGGGGCUGUCUCUCCGUUAGAACCGGAACUGUCUCUCCGUUAGAACCGGGACUCCCUCUCUGUUAUAACCGGGAAUCUCUCCUUUAGAACCGGGGCUUUUUCUCCGUUAGAACCGGGACUGUCUCUCCGUUAGAACCGGGACUUUGUCUCCGUUAGAACCGGGGCUCUCGGUAUUUUAACCUCACGUCGUGUCUACACCAUCUCCGUUAUCGGAGGGGAGGAUGAUCUGCGGACCUCCGUGAAGCCGGAGGAGCGAGCCGCCGCUCGGGACGUGACUGGACCGGAGGGUCGGUGUCGCCGGUCAGAGGACGAGGUUACCGGACAGCAGGUGGAGGAGCUCCGCAGGUGACACAGACUGAAGCCGUUUACCAGCUGGGAUACUCCCGUCAUGUGCAGGUGGUGAUGUCAUCAUGAUGCUGCCAGUCUCCAGGGUCAAAGGUCAGCCAGUUGGCAUGGUAACCAGCACCACACCCUGGCUGUCCAUCAGCAGUGAUCCCGCCCCUCAGUGGUUGUGGAUGGCCAGCUGGUCAACAGCCACAUACCAGGCCACGCCCCCUCUGGUGUUCUACCCUCCAGCUGUGUGGGUACCUGAACACACACACCUGAUACAGUGGGAACGUCCAGCAGUUGAAAUUGUUCCUCUGGUUCCACCGUUCUACCAGUCUUCACCUCUUCAUCCUUGUCAUCCUCAACCCAAGUUCUCUGAUGGGUGGAUCUCUCCAGAGGAAAUGGGCGUGUUCUUGCGGAGAGACAAACCUCUGCUGCUGACCAAUCAGGUCAUCCCAGGGCCUGGUGGACGAACCUCCAGGUCCCGCCUGCUGCUGUGUCCAUCUCGACGCUCAGAUCGAGUUAGGAGAGAUGCUAUGAAGCCCAGAGAUCCUGAACCAGAGGACUCUUCAUCCUCGUCCAUCUUAUCGGUGUCUCCUGGCCACCUGCCUGUCCUCACUGCUCCUCCUCCAACAGGUGGAGCUUAUUGCGAGGAGGCGGGGCUUCACACACAGAGACACGAGGAGGCGUGGCCAAUCAUCAUACCCAAUCAGCAGCAAAGACAGGUGUGGAUGAAACCAGUGAACAGCCACAACAGAAGACUGUCUCCACCUGUACAGCAGUUUGUAUUUAGACCUGUCUAUCCAUCUCAGCUGUGCACUGACAGGUGGCAUGGCUUACCUUUCCAGGUAAUGAAAGAAGUCCAACCCUCCUUUCUUUCGUCACGGUUUUCUUCCAGAUUCACUCUGGUGGCUGAUUGCAGACACAACAAGCGAGGGAUGGGUGGAAGGAACGUUUCCUAUGGAGGAACGUUACUGCUGAGGACGGAAAGAAAAUCAGACGACAAUAAACAGUGUGUUAGUGUGUCUGUACACAGAGACGAGGAAGACGAGGAAGACGAGGAGGAAGGAAGUGAAGAACGAAGGAAAGACAAGCGGCCUGUCGCCUCUACUCCUGUCCCAGGGUCGCCAUGGUGUGUGGUGUGGACCGGAGAUGACCGGGUGUUCUUCUUCAAUCCCACAAUCCACCUCUCUGUCUGGGAGAGACCAGGGGACCUGAUUGGUCGAGACAUCAGCCGCAUCAUUGAAGACCCACCUCACAAGAGAAAGAAGCUGACACCUGUUGAUAGCAGCUGCCAGUCAUCUGGUCUCCAUGGAGACGAUGAUGAUGAUGACCAUAGACACACUUCCAAGAGGAACAGAAUAGAGGAGUCUAUGUCUCUCGUCCCACAUCCAGGAGAAGUUAAGCUCCUCCCACUGGAGCUUCGGAUCGCUCAUUUUCGGGAGAUGCUGCUGGAGAGAGGGGUGUCUGCGUUCUCCACGUGGGAGAAGGAGCUCCAUAAGAUGGUGUUUGACCCUCGAUACCUGCUGCUCACUUCAGACCAGAGAAAACAGGUGUUUGACCAGUUUGUGAAGAGCAGGGUGAAGGAUGAAUACAAAGAGAAGAGGAGCAAAUUUCAGAAAGCCAGAGAAGAAUUCAAACAGCUGCUGGAAGAGGCGAAGAUCACCAGCAGAUCAACUUUUAAGGAGUUCUGUGCUCGUUACUGUGGCGACCAGCGUUUCAAUGCCCUUAACAGGAAGAAGGAACAGGAACUUCUGUUCACCCAUUACAUCACAUCCUUAAAGAAAAGAGACAAAGAGAACAGAACCAGGCUUAGGAAGAUGAGAUGAGAACAGUUCUGUUGUGAGAACUGAACUGUACAGAGCCAUCUAGAAACCCUGCAGAACUCAUCCAGGAAAUUCCAAAACCUUAAGGAACAUUUAGUAAACCUUUUACAGCGUUCUCUCCCACCAUACUGAGCUGAUCAUACACUGGAUUUCAUUGAUGAAACCUGGUUUCAGACUGUCCUGGCUGUUACAGAAACCAGACUGGGACUGGAAUCACCAGACUGGGAUCCUUGCAUCUCAGUGGUUCUACUGUUUCUGGACUUUGUGUUUGUGUGUUUUAUGGAUUUUCAGGAAAGGACACAGACCAGCACCAUCGGUGUAUUUUCUGUGGUGAGCCGAAGCUAUCUGGGCCUGCUGAACUGGGUCAAAGCUAGGCUGAGUCUUACUGUGAUAUUUGAAGAACUGAAUCAAGAAAAACAGGACUGAACUGGACUCAAACAAAAAUCAGUGCAAAACAGGUAUCUGUUGUGACAAUCUCUAUGGAGUGACCAGGCUAAUCAAUCACACUUAGUACAGCGCCUUCCCUACAAGUUAGUGCUUUAUAGUUUGAGACUAAUGCACAUGAGAAAUUAUAAAAAGUGAAAUAGGUUAAAUCCAAUUAAAACCAAUACCUGCAGGGGCAUCAUGAAACAGAUCAGGGGAAGUCAACACAAUUAAGACAGGAAUAUAACUAAGAAUAAUGGCAUGAUAAUGAGCCACGACACCGUGACUAUUUAGACUGACUUCAGUAAUGUUCAGCUUGUUAUCAGGUAGCAGCAUGUCUGGAUGUAUUAGUCAGAGACCAGAUGGUCAGUCCAGUUGGGUUCUGGACUCUCAGAAACCUUAUAUUGUUGACCUAGCCAGCAGUGCUGAAGGGGGACAGACCAGUAACCAGACUUAAAGUGCACCAGGUCAUUGUUGGCUGCAGUAGAGUCCAGAUCUUCUACAGAUGUCGUGGUACCUGAUACUUCAGUAGACUCAGCUUCUCAGCAGAUCACAGCUGUUGCAGAUUCAUAAUGUUUUGCCCCCUUGAACACACACACACGUGUAUCUGUUCAGUGUAAACCCAGUCACCUGAUUCACCGUCAGGUCCGAUGUGUCUUUUAAAUGAACAUAUCUGUUAACAGGAUGCUGUUGAUGUGACGUAAGUCCUGCUCCUCACCUGUCAGCAUAGUGAGCUGUGAUUGGACAGGUCUUGUGUCCUGAUGUUCUGAUUGGAUGUUUCUUUGUGUCUUGACUUCUCAGUGAAUGGUGUCUAUGUUGAAAAGAUCUUUUUGUUCUGUUUCAUCAUCUGUUGAUCAUGAAGUGUUUGAAAAAUUAAACUGUUUAAACAUG